AUGGAGGGUGCAGAGUACAAAUACCUGUACCGAUUAAACAUGGAAACGCAAAGCGGUUCAAUAUUGGAUCAGAUACGAAACAAACAUAAUACUGAGGAUUCCAUUAAUGCAGCAAAUGCCGAAAGUGACGACGGUAUACGUGUAAAAUUACGAGCAUUACUGGUUGCACUUUUGGGUGUUUCAAUGUCGGCGUGCGCUUUCGCUUCACAGCCCGUGGAGUUGGAAAUGGAAGAUGACGAUGUCACUAACAAACUCAACAAUGUCAGCUUUGCUAGAAGGAUAACUAAACCAACAAUACGUCUCAUGAUGGGUUAUGGAAAGCUGAGCGCGUUUGUCACUGCAACAACAUCUCUAUUGCUGCUCGUUGCUGUUAUGUCUAAGCAAUCCUGGUGGCGUCGUGGUGCUCGAUGGCUAGCAGCACCUGCAUUGCUCGUUGCAGCAUUAGAGGCUGCCUCCGAUGCAAGCGAUGCGUUGCUAGCAGCAGUUCUACGAGGCACAUCAAACCCUAUAGUCGUCGUCGUCCAAACAUUUGCAGCGUGUUUGCUUAUCACCGUUGAGAUUCUCGUUUGGUACUUUAUUGCUAAAUUUUUUGAGUAUAAUCCUCCGGGGACAGGGGACGAUAAAAAAGAAUCUGCGAAUGGCUCAAUAAUUUCAAAUGUACAAUAG
Molecule: messenger RNA, 666 nt
Organism: Danaus chrysippus (African queen)
Lineage: Eukaryota; Metazoa; Arthropoda; Insecta; Lepidoptera; Nymphalidae
Source: the annotation of a GenBank genome assembly